Candoia aspera is the source of this 5535-nucleotide messenger RNA. Its product is annotated as protein piccolo-like. Gene Ontology annotation, cellular component: cytoskeleton of presynaptic active zone; glutamatergic synapse; axon. Bases 1 to 5508 code for a protein of 1835 amino acids. Gene Ontology annotation, molecular function: structural constituent of presynaptic active zone. The transcript has 2 exons. NCBI's taxonomy places the organism in Eukaryota, Metazoa, Chordata, Lepidosauria, Squamata, Candoiidae. Gene Ontology annotation, biological process: protein localization to synapse; presynaptic active zone assembly. The record is from RefSeq and is a predicted model, not a curated record.
AUGGCCAAGUCGAGAAUAGGGUCUGGGGAGCUCGAGGAGUCAGCUAACCCAUUGCCCGAGUCGACAAGUCGGAGUGGAGAGCCGAGCCCCCCCCCCGAACUUUCAUAUUACCAGAAGGAGUUGAGUUCCAGCCCAGAGCUGGUGGGAUCUAGCAAUGGGGGAGAGCUAGAGCAACUGGCACCACGUGGAUCACUCGCGGAGCUGAUCAGCUGGGAGACAAUGGGAGAGCCCCAGCCAGGGACGUCCCAGGCAUUGUGGAAGCACCGUUUCCCGCUGACUCCAGAGGUGGAAUCUACCACGGUAGCAACGGGGAGGCAGCCUGGCGUGCAACAGAGGGAGGAAUCUCAAACCCCUGAGAGUCUGAGAGUACUUGAGGCAAAAAUGGAAUCGGUGGAGUAUCUGCUAAAAAAUCUGUCCUUGGUGAUGGGCGGCCAGGAAAAAGAAGAUGACAAGGCAGAUAUAUCAGGUUCACAGCAGCAAAGAAGCCCUCAAGGUUUAAGCGAUACAGGAUAUUCAUCUGAUGGAGUCUCAAGUUCACUUGGUGAAAUUCCAAGUCUUAUUCAGACUGACGAAAAGGAUGUGCUGAAAGAGCCUUGUAAAAAAGAAUUUCUUUCACAGGAGGGAAGCCCAACUAGCCCCUCUGAUCUUGCUAAGCUAGAGAGCAUGGUCUUGUCAAUUCUGGAAGCUCAGGUAACAAGUCUUGUUGAAGAGAAGUCUGGAAGGACCAAAGACCUUUAUACUGAACAGACAAAAGAUUCUCAUGAAACAGCACUCUUGCCUAUCACCUCAGAAUCAUUCCAUUCUGAGGAGGAAGAUUUGACAAAACCAAAUAUUCAAGAUGAAGGAGAUCUUGAACAAGGCAGUAAACAAACUUUGCCAUCUCAGAAAGGACCCAAGCAGACAACAGGAGGAACAGAAAAUGUAUCAACCAGAAGACAAAGAUAUGACUCUGUAGAAGACAGCAGUGAGAGUGAGAAUUCACCUGUCCCACAAAGAAAAAGGCAGACUAGUAUUGGUUCUUCAAGCAGUGAUGAAUAUAAACCAGAAGAUAGUCCAGGUUCAGGUGAUGAAGAAGAUUUCAUUCGAAAACAGAUCAUGGAGAUGAGUGCUGAUGAAGAUGCUUCAGGUUCUGAAGAUGAAGAAUUCAUCAGAAAACAGUUAAAAGAAAUUAGUACAAAUGAAACUCAGAAGAAGGAAGAAGUUAAGAUAAAAAAAGGAAUAAGUGGAAAACAUAAGAGGCUAUCACGUAAAAGUAGCACAGGCUAUGAAGAGGAUUCUGGAAGGCGCCAUUCCUGGCACGAUGAUGAUGAUGAUGAUGAUGAUGAGACUUUUGAUGAAAGUCGAGAACCAAAAUAUAGAGAAACAAAAAGUCAAGAAAGUGAAGAACUUACUGCAAGUGGAGGAGGGGGUCUUCGUCGCUUCAAAACAAUAGACCUUAACAGUACAAUAACAAAUAAAUUUUCUGAGGAAUCAGAAACACCAAAGAGAAAUUUAUACUUUGAUGAAGAGCCAGAAUUAGAAAUGGAGAGUCUUACAGAUUCACCAGAGGACAGAUCACGGGGAGAAGGAUCUUCUAGUUUGCAUGCCUCCAGUUUCACGCCAGGUACAUCUCCUACCUCUGUUUCAUCCUUUGAUGAAGAUAGCGAUAGCAGCCCCAGUCACAAAAAAAUGGGGGGAGAAAAUAAGCAGCAGCGUAAAGCCAGACAUCGGACACAUGGACCUCUUCUUCCAACGAUUGAAGAUUCUUCUGAGGAAGAGGAACUUAGGGAGGAGGAAGAGCUGCUGAAAGAGCAAGAGAAACAGCGUGAACUAGAACAGCAACAAAGAAAGAGCUCUAGCAAAAAAUCUAAGAAAGAUAAAGAUGAGCUCAGAGCCCAGAGAAGAAGAGAACGGCCCAAAACACCACCAAGUAAUCUUUCUCCUAUUGAGGAUGCAUCUCCAACAGAAGAAUUGCGUCAGGCGGCAGAAAUGGAAGAACUACAUCGAUCUUCCUGUUCUGAAUAUUCACCAAGUAUUGAGUCUGACCCUGAAGCUUUUGAAAUCAGUCCAGAAAAAAUAAUAGAAGUGCAGAAGGUUUAUAAAUUACCAACAGCUGUCUCAUUGUAUUCUCCUACAGAAGAGCAACCCAUGGGAAUGAUCAAACAAGGGAAUAAUCAAAAGAUUUUAAAAAGUGCAGAAGAGGUAUAUGAAGAAAUACUGCAUGCAUCCCAGAAGGCCAAACUACUUCCAGAUGAAAAUGAAAGAGAGGAAGUGUUUGAAAAAGAACCUUUAUAUGGUGGCAUGCUAAUAGAAGACUAUAUUUAUGAAUCUUUAGUAGAAGAUGCAUACAAUGGCGCUAUGGAGUCUAACCUCAUAACAAAGCAAGAUGAGUGUGAUGAACUUAGCCAAGAGAAAGACAAAGAGAAAAAAACACCUCCAGAGCAAAUGUAUGAAGAACCUAUGCAAAAACCUGCUGAUCUGCAAAACACCUAUUAUAGGAUAGAGCUUUUGCAUUCAAUUAUGCCUCAAGAAGAUAUUGUCUCUAGCUCUUAUAUCAUUCCAGAAAGUCAUGAAAUAAUUGUACUGGACAGUGUGGCACCAUCUUCAAGUGAUGAAAAACAGCUGCUUGAUGCUGAUGCUGUUUAUGAAGAACUUAUGAAGCGGCAUAGAAUACAGUUGACCCCAGGCUCCAGUCCUACUCAGUCAACUCCUGAAUUAGUUUCCAUCUCAAAAAGAAGUAUAUCUGGAGAAGCAAUAGAUAGUAACUCACUAAUUUCAAGCACUUCUUCAGCAAUUUCAGAUAUAACUUCAGUGAGCUCUGUAAUGCUUCCCAUUCCAGAUGUUAAAAUUACCCAACACUUUACAGUUGAAGAAACAGAGGAUAACUAUUUUACUGAUUAUGCCCGUGAGGUGGAAGAAAUUAUUUCCCAAGAAACAUCCAUGUUGGCAUACUCAGAGGCUUCAGGAAGUGCCACUCCUGUUUUGCCAUCUGAUACAUGUUCUCUUACAUCAUCUACAUCUUCUGUUUACACAACUGGCAGUACUUCACCAGUAGCUGGAUCAGAUGGCAUAGCUCCUAUUUAUAAAGAUUCAAUAGAUGCUCUUAGUGGGCUAUCAGAUUCAGAAAGGAUCAUUUCAAUGACACAGGCUACUAUAAUUUCCCAAAGUGAGAACUAUGAACCUCUUAUGUUAUCCCCCAAGAAGGGACUCAUAGCCAAAGAUCUAACUGAUGCCAAUCAGGUAUUGGUUGCCCUUCCUGAAACUGGCUCCUUUGUAUCAACUUCUGUAGAAACAAAGCCCAGAAAUUUUGUCUCUGCCUCUUCUGUCUUGGCAGAAGAUGGCAAAGCUGGAACAGACAUAGCAAAGUUUAAUAAUCUGAAGGGAUUUUAUGAAGAUGAAUAUUCAAGAGUUUCCAUUAAUAUGACAGGAAUAGAUGCUGUAUCUGACCAAGAAUUUACCUCCAUAGUUCCAGUCACUGCAUUAUGUUCUGUUUCUCCUAUUAUCCCUGUACUGCCAUCUGAAUCUUCUCCAGUUUCCACUGCUACAUCCCAAAUAUUCUCAUUUUUGGAAAGAUCUCUUGUUCAUCCCUCUCCAUUGUAUCCUCCUCCUCCUCCUCCUCCACCACCACCACUCCCUCCACCUCCACCACUUCCCCCACCCAUUCUACCAAAGCCAGCUAUUUAUCCUAAAAAGAAGCCACUGGUUAAAACUGCAGUGACCACAGCUCCCACCAUUAUGUCAUCCAUUAGUACUGCCAAAACAGCAGAGACCUCUGCUAUAAAAACUAGUGUGUCUCCUGUCACAAAAUUGUACACAUCAAUACCACCUCCCAUUCCACCUAAACCAGCUUUAAUUCCAGCAGGACUUGCAUUCGUACACAGACCUUCUGAAGUAAUAAAGCCUCCUAUUGCUCCUAAACCAGCCAUUCCUCCAUUACCGGUAGCUGUUCAUAAACCAAUAGAAACACAGUCAAAACCAGCAGGUUUGUCUUUUACCAGCUGUAUGACUUUGAACUUGGUUUCCCCUGCUGAAUACAAAUUGACAUCUCCCACAUCCCCAUCAUCUCCACAUUCUAAUAAAUCUUCCCCAAGAUUGUCCAAACCCUCUCAGGAAACCUAUGUUGUUAUCACAUUGCCAUCUGAGCCCGGAACUCCAACAGAAUCUAUUACCAGUCAAGCAAUUACUAGUUGGCCUUCAGGUUCAUCCCUUAUGGAACAAGCUCCAGAGUCUAUACAAACAUUCUUCAUGCCAUCUAUAAGUUCAUUGCAAAUGAAAAGGAUAACAGAUGAAAGCAAGGAUACACCAGAUGUUUUGAAUGCUAUUUCUUCUAUUCCUAUCACUGCUUCUGCAGAGACAGUUUUUGGCAUGGUACCUAAUUCCACAACAGAACUAAUAACAACAGAGAUUGCAAGGACUACAGUGUCUUUGGUAAAAAAUCUUGGGUUAGAUAGUGUUUCCAUAACUAUACCCCCAGACCCAGCACAUGUAGUAGAGCAAACCAAGUAUAGAGAAAAUGGAAGAUCAAAUGUCUUUGGUGAUGUUAUGGAUCUCCGUACCUUGACUAAAACUGAUAUUGAGAGAAGAGAUAGCUGUAUGGACCUAUCUGCUGCUCCCACAGAUGUGAAAAGACAAACAAUUGCAAGUGACACUACUGGGCUGUCAGUAAGCACAGUUCAACCAGGGAUCAUAAAUCUUAGUACUGUGUCUAUGGUCUCUUUAGCUCCAGUUGCUGAUGCCAUUUCAGUAGUGACCCAUGCCUCUACUCUAAGUUAUAGUACAAGUGUAGAAAGUCUAAUAGACCUUGGACAUGGAAUGACAACUCCACUUCAAUUAACAACAUCAAAACAUUUUGAACCUACACCUGGAAUAAUAGGAAGUCAGACCCCCUCUGCAGACAGAGAAGAAGCACCAAUAAAUCUCUCCCUUGGUUCUCCAGCAUAUGCAUUCACAUGGGCUACUACAAAGCCUGUUACUGUACCUCCAGUUGGGGUAACAAAUGGUUGUAUCAAUGCUUCUGCUGCUCACAAAGCUAUGGACAGUGGAGUAGUUGACCUGAGCACUACAAAAUCGCACAGAACGAUGGUGACAGUUGAUGAAACAACUUCAGGAUUUUUUACAACUGUAAUAGACGAUGAUGAAAAACCUGUAGAUUUGACUGCAGGGAGAAGGGCUGUUUGUUGUGAUGUGAUUUACAAAUUACCAUUUGGGAGGAGCUGCACCACUCAAGCACCAGCAACUACACUACCAGAAGAUCGUUUUGGUUACAGGGAUGAUCAUUAUCAGUAUGAUCGUUCUGGGUCCUAUGGUCACAGAGGAAUUGGCACUAUGAAACCUUCUAUGUCAGACACCAAUUUAUCAGAAGCUGGACUUUUUCAGUAUAAAAGCAAGAAUAACUUUGAGUACCAAGUUGGGGCAGCUGAUAUAGCAGUAGACUUAACUUCUGGCAGAGUUACAACAGGUCAGUAUGACAAGACAUCAGACUUUUCUUGGAAAUUUAGUAACAACAUUGCUCAUCUCAUUUCAGGAUGAUUUUUCUUUUUUGCCUUUCCCCUUUUU